Molecule: messenger RNA, 1705 nt
Organism: Drosophila innubila
Lineage: Eukaryota; Metazoa; Arthropoda; Insecta; Diptera; Drosophilidae
Product: UNC93-like protein
Exons: 7
Coding region: 139-1686 (515 amino acids)
Biological process (GO): regulation of potassium ion transport; regulation of muscle contraction
Cellular component (GO): striated muscle dense body; plasma membrane
Molecular function (GO): potassium channel regulator activity
Source: RefSeq, a predicted model, not a curated record
UCAACGACACAGUUCAGUUCGGUACGACUUCAAACGGUGCUCUUCAUAUAUACAAAUACAUAAAUAUAUCUUAUCGAUACUGUAAGCAAGUGAAAACUUAAUUUCGAAGCUUGUGUGUGACAAACCUAAAGUUUCAACAUGGUGAAUCCCGAUGACACAUCCGACGCACACAAUGAAGAGCUUGCUCUGGACACCAGUAUUUCGCAUAGAAAUGGCAACUCUGGUGCGCCCAUUGUUGCCAACAUCGCGUCAAACGGUGACAACAAACUCAUUCAGCGUAUGUACGAGCCGCGGGAACGAUUUAUAAUAACAAAGAAUGUUGUUGUCAUUGGUCUCGCAUUCAUGAUACACUUCACGGCUUUCCAUGGCACAUCCAAUCUGCAGAGCUCGGUGAAUGCUGACAAGGCACUCGGAACCACAACACUCGCUGUCAUCUACGGCUCUCUCAUACUGUCCAACAUCUUUUUGCCCAUGACAGUGAUUAGUUGGUUCGGCUGCCGAUUGACCAUGGCAUUGGCUCUGUUUGCCUAUAUGCCCUACAUUGCUGCCCAGUUUUAUCCGCGCUUCGAGACACUUAUUCCCGCUGCCCUCAUGGUGGGAUUUGGCGGCGGUCCACUCUGGUGCUCCAAGUGCACAUAUUUGUCCACCGUCUCCGAGGCACUCACCCAGGUGCGGGGAAGCAACUCACGCAAAGAUGUGAAUACGGUCAAGUUCUUUGGACUGUUCUUCAUCUUCUAUCAAAUGGCCCAGGUGUGGGGCAAUCUAAUAUCCUCCUCGGUGCUCACAUUGAGCUCUGGUAAGUCGACAUCACCGGCAAACGAGAGUCUGGCUGUGGAGGACCUGGAAGCGAGCAUCAGUCGAGUGGGUGAGCUGUGUGGUGCUCAAUUCUGUCCAGGCAUUGGCGCUGAGAUUAAUCCCAAUCUGGUGCCGCCUGCACCAGAGCAAAUUCGAUUGCUGAACUCCAUAUUCCUGGCGUGCAUGGCCGGAGCGGUGGUUAUGAUGAUCUUUGGUGUAAGCUCCCUAAAGCGCUACGGCGUUAAGCGCGGCGACACUGGCGAUGGAAUCUCUGGCCUAAAGCUGCUGACAGUGACCAUUAAUUUGUUGCGGAAACGUCGCCAGAUGCUGCUGCUGCCCAUAACUAUGUUUAUUGGAUUGGAGGAGGCAUUUCUCGCAGUGGACUUUACGCGCUCGUUUGUUGCCUGCGGUUGGGGAAUUUCUAAUAUUGGAUUCGCCAUGAUUUGUUUUGGCGUUGCCAAUGCGAUCGCCGCAGGCAUCGCUGGAGCUCUCGUGGAGCGCAUUGGACGUGUCACCCUGGCGGCCAUCUGUGCGGUGCUCAAUCUGUGCCUGCUCACCUACAUGUACAGCUGGGAGGCCCAAGAGGGGGAUUACCUGAGCUACUGUGCCUUCGCGGCCAUUUGGGGCAUUUGCGACGGUGUCUGGUUGGUGGUUGUCAAUGCAUUUUAUGGCAUCCUGUUUCCCAACCAUCUGAUUGCCGCUUAUAGCAACUUCCGUUUAUGGGAGAGCACUGGUUCGGUUAUUGGCUAUGUCAUCAGCUCACAGUUGUGCACAUCCACCAAACUGAUCAUCCUGAUGUGUGUGAUGCUCGUGGGUUGCGUGGGAUAUGGUCUCAUCGAGUAUCGUGUGUGGCAAAAGCAGAAAAACAUGGAUGCCAUGCUUAGUGAUUGAUGAAGAGUAAACUCCGAAA